ACUUGUGACAACAACCUUUCGGAUGGUACGCUACUAUCUAUAAAAUGGCGUACAGAGAAGUUCUUCAUUCUUCUUCUGAAGAUGAAUCCAGUAGCAAUGAUGAUAUUUGUUGGAAGCGACGAAAAUCAGAUGUUCGAGCGUCACCAAUGAAAGAGGAUUUCAGUGUAAAUAUUCUCAAAAAACCAUCUAGAAAAAAUCGUAACUGUGUUUGGGUAAAUGUUAUUAACGAAUACAAAUUGGAUGAUGCUUUAUCAGUAGCUCAUGUCCAUGAAAAGCGUGACUUCAGCAGGGGUGUUGAAAGCUACUUGGUUAAUACAGAUACUGAUGAUGAACAGAAAACUAUGGAAGUAUGUACUCAACCAGAAUUAUCUAAAAGGGUGUUGAAAAAAUCAAAUCUCUCUAUCAAACAACAGCUUGGACCACUUCUAUGGGACCAGGAAGUAUCUAGAUCUCACAUAGAUGUUACUUUCGACAGUCCACCUGAUCUUGUUGCUGAAACUAUCAUCAAUUUAUUAAAAGAACCUAAUGAGGAUUUAAUAAAGCGAACUGUUGAUAUUCUGGGUGUUCAACGAGCCCUUGAAUUUUAUUACCUUACUGAAGAUAUUGAGAAUAAUGGAGGCCUAUAUUUGAUGGAUGGAUCUCGCAGACGAUCACCUGGUGGUGUUUACUUGAAUCUAAUCAAACAUUCUUAUUCAGUAAAGAAAGAAGAAAAGAAGUCAAUCUUUCUAAUUGAUAGACAAAUGAAAGAUAAAUUGAAAAGAGCUCGCAGAAAUUCACGUCGUGUAAGAAAACAUGAAGUGUCUGACAUUGUAUGUGAAAUUCCAAGUAAUCCAGUGAAAUCGAUGGAUUCCGAUUGUCCUCCGCUAGAUAUGCACAGUUCUCAAGAACCAGUUCUUUCGGAAGGUGAAAUUUCACAACCUUCUUCUCCUGUAAUUACAAUAGAUACAAUGUGUACAAAUCAAUUUAAAAAAUCAACUAACGAUAAUGAAAGUAUGGAAGAAGGUGAAUUACCUUCUAGCGAUGACGAUAUCUAAAUCUUUGUAUAAAAUCCUUUCGGUUUGAUGUUUUUUCACUAUUGAAAUGAAUAUAAAUAUAUAUUGAGUAAA
Molecule: messenger RNA, 1106 nt
Organism: Schistosoma turkestanicum
Lineage: Eukaryota; Metazoa; Platyhelminthes; Trematoda; Strigeidida; Schistosomatidae
Source: the annotation of a GenBank genome assembly